ACUCGCAAUUCGCAUGUCGUAUCAAUAUUUCAGUUCUAAGCUUUUAUUGGGAUUUUGGAAUUACUAUUAUCGAUUAAUUGUUCUUCGUAGAAAAUUACAUAUUUUUGAAGAGAAAAUUGUUCUUGGAAUAAUUGCAAAUCCUUGAAAGUUUAAAAAUAUGGAGUCUGCAACUGGUUCCGGUAGUGCUGGAGAUUGUGAGGGAGAGGAGCAAGAGGAUUCUUCUUCUUCAUCUCACCAAUCAGUUCAAGAGACCAGCAAUGCUUUGAACAAUUUGAAUCUGAAUGAUGCGAAUAAAGAUGUUGAAGAUGAGCUCACAGUCUUUCGCAGGCAAUGGAAAAAGGAAUUGGAAUCGACUCCAUCCGCACAGCAUGAAAGCCGAUCUCUUGUUAAGAAAGAGGUGAAAAAAGAGGAACCUCUGAAUGAAGAGGAGAAGGCUAAGCAGUUGUUCCUACGAGGUGUAGAAUUGGAGCGCAGUAGAAAACUUUAUGAAGCCAUCCAGCAUUAUAAAAGAGCCUUACAAAUUCUUCCUGAUGUUGAGAGGAGGCUCUAUAAUGAUUCUGAUCUAAGAGAUGAUACCCCUGAAGAGGAAUCAGUGAUUGUUGAAUCGAUCCAAGGGGUACUUGCAGUCGACAGUGAUGAUGAAGAUGCCGUCGAAGGAGAGGACUUGUUGACACGAUUGCAAAGAAUAUUGGCACGAAAAGGCCAACUGUGCGAGCCCGAGCACCCUACUAAGGGCGGGCACAUAUCGUGGCUGCCGUACGAGGUGCUGCAGCUGGUGCUGCGCUGGGUGGUGGGCGCGGACCUGGACGCGGCGUCGCUGGAGCGCACGGGCGCGGUGUGCCGCGGCCUGCUCGUGGCGGCGCGCGCGCCCGAGCUGUGGCGCUGCGUGUGCGUGAGGACUUGGGGUAUAGAGUGCGGUACGCCCCGCGCACAUGGCUACACAAACUGGCGGCACAUGUAUGUGGAACGAGUUCGACUCAAUCUGCACGGAUGCUACAUCAGCAAGACUACGUAUCUGCGACACGGGGAGAACAGCUUCCAAGAUCACCUCUACCGGCCCUGGUACCUCAUAGACUACUAUCGCUACCUCAGAUUCUUCCCAGAAGGAUUGGUGCUAAUGUAUACCACGGCUGAGGAGCCGGCGGCGUGUGUGGGGCAUCUCAAGUACCGCGACACGAAGAAUAACCCAGGGAUCGUGUCGGGACAUUAUCGGCUCGUUGGAGACACAGUCGUGAUUCUGAUAAAGAAAGCGAGCAACGAGAAGAAGCUCUCGCAGGCCUCCAACACGCGAUUCCGCGCGAGGCGCAAGGAGCUGCACGAGCAGCACGAGCAGGUGUUCCAAAUGGAGCUGCAGGUGCGCAGCGUGCGGCGGCGCCGCAACUGGCAGCUGGUGUGGCGCCGCUACGCCGUGUCCACGCGCCGCGACCAGUGGUCCGCCUUCGAGCUGGCGCCCAGCAAGUUCCCGCCCUUCGCCUUCAGCGCCGUGCGCGCCUACACCGCCGACAGCUCCGCGCCGCUGCUCUGCUCGUCCGCCUGAUUUUGAAACCCGCGCAUCUGCAAGUAAAAUUUGAUAUUUUAUUUUUGAUUGCUGUUUAAAUUUAGAAUAUAAGAGUUGUUCCAAAAAUGCUGCUUUUUAUUUUUGUAGAAAAACUAAAAAAAAAUAUAUAUUAAAAAUAUUAAUUGUUGCACAUUUUAAUAUACAUAUUAUCUUUUUAAAGAGCGAAUAGUCUUUUACUAAAAAUAUUUCGAAAAUUAUAAUACUUUUGCUUUUUUAUUGAUGGCAAAGUUAGACGAAACGUGAAGUUGACUCCUCUAUAAGAUGGUUGUGUAUUGUGUAAUUAUAGAAUAUUUUGUUUUUAAUUUGCACCUACGGUAUUGUUGGUUUACUUUGAUUAAAUGCUGUAAUAUAUAUUGAAGAUAAAAUUAAAUGUUGAUAAGUAA
Molecule: messenger RNA, 1941 nt
Organism: Vanessa atalanta (red admiral)
Lineage: Eukaryota; Metazoa; Arthropoda; Insecta; Lepidoptera; Nymphalidae
Product: F-box only protein 9
Exons: 11
Coding region: 158-1537 (459 amino acids)
Biological process (GO): SCF-dependent proteasomal ubiquitin-dependent protein catabolic process
Cellular component (GO): SCF ubiquitin ligase complex
Molecular function (GO): protein binding
Source: RefSeq, a predicted model, not a curated record